Clupea harengus (Atlantic herring) is the source of this 2856-nucleotide messenger RNA. RefSeq names its product zinc finger protein 366 (gene znf366). Lineage: Eukaryota; Metazoa; Chordata; Actinopteri; Clupeiformes; Clupeidae. Gene Ontology annotation, molecular function: RNA polymerase II transcription regulatory region sequence-specific DNA binding; DNA-binding transcription factor activity, RNA polymerase II-specific. The record is from RefSeq and is a predicted model, not a curated record. Gene Ontology annotation, cellular component: nucleus. Gene Ontology annotation, biological process: regulation of transcription by RNA polymerase II.
AGCUUCAGGGGGAGAGAAGUGGAGAUGUCUAUCGAGUGUUUCCUUAUUUUUCUGCAGGAAGGCCCGGGCUUGUUGACUUCCCCUCCACUCCCUUCCUUCCUGCUCUCUCUCCGAAGGUACUCAUCUGAAAAAUGAGAACAAAGUGAUUGUUCCUGUUCUCUGUCUUAAGUCUCUUCACAGGCUGGAGGAGAAAGGGCUCAUUGUCCAUCAGGACGGAGACACGAGAAGGCAGGGGAUGGAUGAUAGACCACGGGCGUACCCUGAAAGUGAUGAACUGAACCCCGUGUUGCAUAACUCCUGGUGCAAACGUCCAGACAUCUCUCACCUCCACCAACCAGAAACCAGCGCCGCCGCCUCUCAGAAUGGCCCAACCCAGAUCCUCCCCUCCUGCCGUGGGGCCCGGGGGGGACGCCAGCAGCAGCAGCAGCCCCAAGACCAUCGACCUCUCUCACCUCUCUGGAGCCCUCGCGCUGCCCCUUCUGCUCCCGCCCCGGCCGCCCCUGGAGAUGGUGGACCUGAGCCGGCUGCACCUGCAGCGCGCCCUGGCCAGGUACGACGCACCUGUGCAGGUCAAGCAGGAGAUGCUGAAGCCAACGCCUCUGUGGCCAUCUGCCCCGCUCCUCCUGCCCCGCCCCCCCCUCUCGUCUCCAUACCUGCCCCGCCUCCCCCCGGGCAUGCUGCCCUUCCCCUUCUACAUGCCCGGGCCGCUGAUGCACCUGGCCCCCCCCGGCUCCUUCCACCCGGCCCCCGGGCCCUUCAGGUAUAACCGCGGGGAGGAGGGGUCCAGCAGCCGGCGGGGUUUGGUGGCUGUGGAGCGUCCCACCGUCCACAUCGACGAGAGCUACCUGGUGGAGGUGGGCGACGGGCAGAGGCGCUGGCAGUGCCGGGUGUGCGACAAGUCGUACACCUCCAAAUACAACCUGGUGACGCACGUGCUGGGCCACCGCGGCAUAAAGCCCCACGGCUGCCCGCUCUGCGGCAAGCUCUUCAAGCAGCUGAGCCACCUGCACACGCACCUGCUGACGCACCAGGGCGCGCGCCCGCACAAGUGCCAGGUGUGCCAGCGGGCCUUCACCCAGACCAGCCACCUGAAGCGCCACAUGCUGCAGCACAGCGCCGUCAAGCCCCACAGCUGCGGCGUGUGCGGGCGCGGCUUCGCCUACCCCAGCGAGCUGCGCGCCCACCAGGCCAAGCACGAGCGCGGGCGCGAGAACGUCUGCGUGGAGUGUGGCCUGGACUUCGCCACGCUGGCGCAGCUGAAGCGGCACCUGACCGGGCACCGCGGGCCCGUCUCCUACAGCUGCACGGAGUGCCACAAGACCUUCCAGUACCCCAGCCAGCUGCAGAACCACAUGAUGAAGCACAGCGACGUGCGCCCGCACAUCUGCAGCGAGUGCGGCAUGGAGUUCGUGCAGUCGCAUCAUCUCAAGCAGCACGUGCUGACUCACAAGGGGGUGAAGGAACACAAGUGUCGGAUCUGUGGCCGUGAGUUCACCCUGCUUGCCAACAUGAAGCGUCACGUGCUGAUCCACACCAACGUGCGCGCCUACCAGUGCCACCUGUGCUACAAGAGCUUCGUGCAGAAGCAGACGCUCAAGGCGCACAUGAUCGUUCACUCAAACAUUAAGCCCUACAAGUGCAAGCUGUGUGGGAAGGAGUUCAACCGCAUGCACAAUCUGAUGGGCCACAUGCAUCUGCACUCCGACAGUAAGCCCUUCAAGUGCCUCUACUGCCCCAGCAAGUUCACCCUGAAGGGCAAUCUCACGCGACACAUGAAGGUCAAACACGGAAUCAUGGACCGCGGACUGGAUGCUCGAGUAUUCCGGCGGCGGAAUCGUCUUUGUCUCUCCACCCAGCUGGGCCUGCUGGCCAACUUCAGCCAGGAUGAGCCCUUUGACCUUUCCAGGAAGAGCGCGCCUGUGGCAGGGCUUCGUCUGUCUCAGUCCGAUGGCGAGAGCGUCCGCGGCAGCUCCUGUCACGAGGAGGACGAGGAGAGCCUGUGCGUCCGCUCCUGUCAUGAGGAAGAUGAGGAGAGCCAGGGCAGCCCAGAGCCCUACACACUGGAGGGGGAGCAGCCUGCCGAGCCUCUCAGGGUUCUGUCAGCGGAACCAACCGAGGAACCGGCCGAAGAUAUGGAACCUGUUGAAGAUGAAGAUGAAGAGGAGGACAGGGAGAGUGUUUGUGAUGACUUUGAGAGAAGAGGGGAGAAGCAGCAGAAGCAGCAGCAGCAGCAGCAGCAGCAGCUGUCUUCAGAAAGAGAGCAGUUUGAGUACGUGCGUUAUUAUGACAGUCCCCAGACCUUAGCCUCCCGCGGCGGGGGAGGGGAGCGGGGGCGCUGUGCUGACGCCACUUACAGGGAUUCAGAAAUAAGCUGUGAAUGAGUUCAGUGAUAGGGGAUGUGGGGAACACACAAGCAGGAAAGAAAAGCACAUAUGUUUUAAGGAGCUAUUUUAAAUAAUAAAAAAUUCUAUUUUCAAAAUAAUAUAAUGUUUUUAUAUUCCAAUGAAGGCUUUCGUGUAAUUUUGCUACUCGUAUGACAGAAGUAUUUUUUGAGAAAAAAUGAAUAAAUCUUUCGUUUUAGUUUUGAUUUCAGAAGCAAUGUAUGUGCUAUAAUCAAAUACUGACUGUUAUGAUCAAUCAUUGUCACUGUUGGUUUUGUGUGCCGCUAUUUGUCUUUAUGUAGCAUGAUUCAUGUUCAGUAUGCUAAUUAAUCUCACAAAUGUGACAGAGUUGUUCACUGAAACAUAAAGUCGCUCUCCUUCUGUUGUGAACUGUCUAUGGAAUUAACAAAACUGUAUAUAGGUCUAUUCAGUAGCAAUACAUGGAUACAUUGACUUUAAUAAAAAAUGAUUUUAA